Molecule: messenger RNA, 564 nt
Organism: Suillus paluster
Lineage: Eukaryota; Fungi; Basidiomycota; Agaricomycetes; Boletales; Suillaceae
Exons: 2
Coding region: 1-564 (187 amino acids)
Biological process (GO): mitophagy
Molecular function (GO): mitochondrion autophagosome adaptor activity
Source: RefSeq, a predicted model, not a curated record
AUGACUAGCAAGAACCACAGUUUCCCGUCGCCUGCCGACUCGCACGACUACGUGUAUGAUUUUUCAGACCAUAUUCGCCGUAAACGCGGCGAACUAAAUGAGGGCCUCGAAGCUGGUCAUCGGAUACGUCUACCCAUACCAGAUAUCCGGUUCGAACAGACAUACCUUACCCGCGUGCAGACGUGCCUUCAUGUGGAAGAAACAGCGGGAAGGGGAGGCGGUGUCGACUCUGCGUUAUCCACUGACGACCCGUUUAUUGCUGCUACACACGUUUCACCAGUCAUCACAUCAUCACAACAAAUUACACGCAUCGAUUGGGGAAAACUGGCUUGGAUCACUGUUCGCGAUCAGAUCGUUAUGCCGCUGUUGCAGGGGAUGCUUUGGGGUGUCAUUGGAACAUACUAUCACCCUUUUGUUGGUGUUAUGAAGAGCAGUCUUCGUAGUAAACCCUCAUUACCCAAUCCAGUGGAAGGGGAAGGCGUGGGAUGGUUAAGAAAUUGGGCAAAGAAAUUGGGUGUCGGCGAGCUUACCAUCGGCGCUGUUAGCUCAAAAUCAAGGUUGUAG